Molecule: messenger RNA, 3698 nt
Organism: Pelmatolapia mariae (spotted tilapia)
Lineage: Eukaryota; Metazoa; Chordata; Actinopteri; Cichliformes; Cichlidae
Product: nebulette-like
Exons: 34
Coding region: 159-3698 (1179 amino acids)
Biological process (GO): cardiac muscle thin filament assembly
Cellular component (GO): Z disc
Molecular function (GO): actin filament binding
Source: RefSeq, a predicted model, not a curated record
AAAAGGAUGAAGAUGAGGAUACAAAAGCAAAGAGGUUGCUGGUGUCGUGGGAGUCAGAGGCCUCCUCUGACGUGAAGCCUCCGCUGCCAGACCCGGCGUUUAACAGGAGGUGCAGCCUGCUCGCCAGUGACGUCAGAUAUAAAGAAGACUUCGAGAAGAUGAAGGGACAGAGUCUGUUUGUUCCCGGAGCCGAACUCAUCCACGCCAAGAACAUCAGCGCUGUGAUCUCUGAGUCUAAGUAUAAGGAGGAGGGGAAGAAGGAGGCGGCUGUUUCUCUGUACUCCAUCCUGCCGGAGACUCCAGAGACGCAACAUGCCAGAGAGGCUUCAGAGCUGCAGAGCGAGAUUAAAUACAAAGGAAACGUGAAAACAGAGAUUUCCUCGUCCCUUUAUUCUCUGCUGCCAGAAACCACAGAGACCCAGUUUGUUAAAGAGCUGUCUGAGAUACUGAGCGAGAACAAGUACAAAGAGGAGGGAAAGAAGGAGAUGAGCAGCAGUUUGUACUCUCAGCUUCCCGAAACCACCGAGAUGCAGCUCGCCAAGACUGUCCACGAGUUCCAGAGCGAGAAAAAGUACAAAGAAGACGGGAAGAGGAAGGCCUCCAUCUCCAUCUACUCCCAGCUCGCUGAUACUCCAGAAAUACAGCACGCUCUGGAGGUGUCACAGCUGCAGAGUGAGGUGAAUUAUCGCCCUAAGACGAUGGUUAGAGGAGCUCCCGCCUCUCUCUACUCUCAGCUGCCCGACACCACAGAGAUCCAGUUUGCCAGAGAGAUGACUGAGAUGCACAGCGAGAGUAAGUACAAAGAGGGCGGCAGGAGGAGCCUCUCCCAGAGUUUCUACUCUCAGCUCCCAGAAACUGCCGAGACUCAGUUUGCUAAAACAGUUGCUGAGCUGCAGAGCGAGAGGCGCUACAAGGAGUCGGGGAAGAAGGGCGUGAACUCGUCUCUGUACUCUCUGCUCCCGGAAACGCUGGAGACGGCUCGCGCCAGGGAGGUGUCAGAGCUGUGCAGUGAGGUGAAAUAUAAAGAAGACGGUAAGAAGGAGAUGAACAUCAGCCUGUACUCUCUGCUGCCCGAGACCAUCGACACACAGCACGCCAAGCAGGUGUCAAACCUGCAGAGUGAGGUGAAAUAUAAAGAAGGUCUGAAGCAGAAGAUUCAGAGCAGUUUGUACCAUCGGCUCCCAGAGACCACAGAGACACAGCUGGCCAAACAGCUGUCUGAGCUGCAGAGUGAGGUGAAAUAUAAAGAAGAUGGAAAGAAGAAGGCGAGCGCCUGCCUGUAUUCUCUGCUGCCUGAAACUCUGGAGACACGACACGCUAAAGAGGCGGCAGAGCUGCUCAGUGAGAUUAAAUAUAAGGAGGGUGGGAAGAAGGAGAUGUCCAGCUCGCUGUACUCCACUCUGCCCGACACGUCAGAAACCAGCUUCGCCAGAGAGAUGAGCGACAUGCUGAGCGAGAUUAAAUACAAAGAGAGCGGGAUGAAGAGCCUGUCUAAGAGUGCCUACAGUCAGCUACCAGAGACCGCCGAGAUGCAGUUUGCCAAAAAUGUUGCUGCGCUGCAGAGCGAGAUGAAGUACAAAAAGGGAAAGAAAGACGUGUCGAGCUCUCUGUACUCCACCCUGCCGGAGACUCUGGAGACGCUGCACGCCAAAGAAGCCUCUGAAGUGCAGAGCGAGCUGAAGUACAAGGCCGACCAGAAGAAAAAUCUUUCCUGCAGCCUCUUCCACCUCCUGCCAGAGACGUUAGAGACGGCUCACGCUAAAGAAGUCUCCGAGCUGCUCAGCGAGGUGAAAUAUAAAGAAGACGGUAAGAAGGAGAUGAACAUCAACCUGUACUCUCUGCUGCCCGAGACCAUCGACACACAGCAGGCGAAAGAGGUGUCGAACCUGCAGAGUCAGGUGAAAUAUAAAGAAGGUCUGAAGCAGAAGAUUCAGAGCAGUUUGUACCAUCGGCUCCCAGAGACCACAGAGACACAGCUGGCCAAACAGCUGUCUGAGCUGCAGAGUGAGACCAAGUACAAGGAGGCUGGUAAAAAAGAGGCGAACGCCUGCCUGUACUCCCUCCUGCCUCACACCAUGGAGACGCAGCAUGCGAAAGAAGCUGCAGAGCUGCUGAGUGAGGUAAAAUACAAAGAGAGCGGGAAGAAGGAGAUGUCCAGCUCGCUGUACGCCACUCUACCCGACACUUCAGAAACCAGCUUUGCCAGAGAGAUGAGCGACGUGCUGAGCGAGAACAAGUACAAGGAGGCUAUGAAGAGAAGCCUCUCUCAAAGUUUUUACUCACAGCUCCCAGAAACCAUUGAGACUCAGUUCGCAAAAACAGUUUCUGGGCUGCAGAGCGAGAUGAAGUACAAAGAAGCAGGAAAGAAGGGCGUGUCAAGCGCCCUCUAUUCAACUCUACCUGAGACUCUGGAGACACAGCACGCUAAAGAGGCUUCUGAGCUGCAGAGUCAGCUGAAGUACAAGCAAACUUUAAAGAAAGAUGGGCCCAGCCUUUACCACCUGAUGCCAGAAACCAACGAUACACAGUUUGUUCGUCAGCAGACAGAGAUGCUCAGUGAGGUCAAGUACAAAGAAGAUAUGAAAGAGAUGAGUUUCAACUUGUACUCUCUGCUCCCCGACACCCUCGACACCCAGCAUGCUAAAGAGCUGACGGAGAUGCAGAGCGAGGCAAAAUACAAAAAGGCCAAUAAGAAGGACACAUCGACAUCUCUGUACCACCGACUACCUGAAACUCUGGAGACACAGCACGCUAAAGAGGCUUCCCAGCUACAGAGUCAGGUCUCAUAUAAAGAGGCUGUGAAGAAGUACUUGUCAUGUCCAGUUUACCACCUGCUCCCUGAUACUCUGGAGACCCAGUUUGCCCGAGAGGUCACCGACCUGCAAAGCCAAAAAAAGUACAAGGAGGGGAUGAAGAGCAUGUCUCAGAGUAUCUACUCUCAGCUGCCUGAAACCGCUGACACAAAGUUUGCUAAAUCGGUGUCUGAGCUGCAGAGCGAGACAAAGUAUAAGAAGUCAGGGAGGCAGGAGACCGGCAGCAGUUUGUACUCUGUGAUGCCCGAAACUCUGCAAACUCAACACGCCAAGCAGGCCUCACAGAUACAGAGCCAGGUGAAGUACAAAGAGGACGGGCAGAAGGAGCUGUCGUCCACUUUGUUCUCCAGCCUUCCUCAAACCCUGCAGACUGAGCUGGCCAAAGAAGUGACGGAGCUGCAGAGUCAGGUGAAAUACAAGGAGGGCUGUAAGAAGGAAACGUCCUCCUCACUCUUCCACCUCAUGCCUGAAACACCAGAGAUGCAGUUUGCCAAGGAGAUGUCGGAGAUCCAGAGCGUGGCAAAGUACAAACAGGACAAAGAGGAUCUGCCCAACACUUUGUACUCACUGCUGCCCGAAACUCUGGAGACUCAGUUUGUUAAAGAGAUGGCUGAGACACACAGCGAGGUGAAGUACAAGCAGGCGGGUAAGCAGCACACGGCGUCGUCUCUUUACUCCAAACUGCCCGAAACUCUGGAGACCAAACACGUCAAAGAAGUGACUGAACUGCAGAGUGAAGUACUCCAGGUUCCUCACAUAGACAAAGACGUGUUCGAGGUUGGUGAUUCUAAACUGGUCGUAGAUGUGAAUGGUUGUCUGUCUCUCUGUGUUAGCCAUGUGAACGACUGGCAGCCAUCCAGGGUGUAUCCCACUCUCAUCCUGUGA